Cyclopterus lumpus (lumpfish) is the source of this 1527-nucleotide messenger RNA. RefSeq names its product homeobox protein unc-4 homolog. The transcript has 3 exons. Bases 1 to 1527 code for a protein of 508 amino acids. Lineage: Eukaryota; Metazoa; Chordata; Actinopteri; Perciformes; Cyclopteridae. Gene Ontology annotation, molecular function: DNA-binding transcription factor activity, RNA polymerase II-specific; sequence-specific double-stranded DNA binding. Gene Ontology annotation, biological process: regulation of DNA-templated transcription. The record is from RefSeq and is a predicted model, not a curated record.
AUGGACAGCCGGGUCCUCGAGCAUCCUCACGCCCAGUUCACGGGCUCCCUGGGCGGACUGGUGGGCUUCCCGUACGGGCUCGGCCCCCAUCACCACCACCACCACCACCACCUCUACGAGCUCGCCAACGGACACCAGCUGCAGUCCGCGGCCGCCGCCCCCUUCUCGAUAGACGGAUUACUUAACGGCUCGUGCUCGGCCUCCGUGGGCAACCCGCUGCUGUCGCCCGACAGCCAGCAGUUCAAACUCUCAGAUUCUGGGGACCCGGAUAAGGACGGUCCCGGUUGUAAAAGGAGACGCACGCGGACGAAUUUCACCGGGUGGCAGCUGGAGGAGCUCGAGAAGGCGUUCAACGAGAGCCACUACCCGGAUGUGUUCAUGCGGGAGGCGCUCGCGCUCAGGCUCGACCUGGUGGAGUCCAGGGUUCAGGUUUGGUUCCAAAACCGACGCGCGAAGUGGCGAAAGAAGGAGAACACGAAGAAAGGCCCGGGGCGGCCGGCCCACAACUCCCACCCGACCACGUGCAGCGGCGAGCCCAUGGACCCCGAGGAGAUCGCCCGGCGCGACCAGGAGCGCGCCGAGAAGAAGAAGCGGAAGCAGGAGCGGAAGCUGCUGAAGUCGCAGAACAAGCUGCUGGCGGGCGACAGCUUCCACACGCCCGGCGGCUCGGACAGCGACAGCGGCGUCUCCCAGUUCACCGACAGCGAGCAGCAGUCGUCGAGCGUCAGCGGGACGAUUCGCAUCGAGCUGCCGGCGACGGCGACGAAGGGCGGCGGGGGACGCCACACCGAAUCCAGCUGUGACCAAACGCGACACGACUACAGCCACCUGCAAAACCAGCACAACCAAAGAACGGCGGGAGAACCGGAGCAGGUCUCUCCGGGCAGCACGCACAGCUCCGGCCCCGGGGGCCCGAGAUCCGCCGCCCUGCAGAAACGCAACCCUUUCAGCGUGGAGAGCCUCCUCUCCGACGCCACGCCUCGCAGGAAGCCUCAGCUGGACUUCCCCUCGUCGCCCGGUCAGAGGACGCUGGUGGGUAAAGGUCACUUCUUGCUUUACCCCAUCACCCAUCAGCCCUUGGGCUUUCUCGUGCCCCAGGCGGCCCUGAAGGCCUCGCCGUGUCAGGACAACGGCGUUCACAGGCCGGGCGCGGGCCAGAGGUGCGUGGCGAGCGAAGGGAGCCCCGCUCCUUCAGACCUCCCCGGCAUCGUCCCCCCGGCCUCGGGUCGCCGCGAUCACAUUAGCAAUAGGGCGGACGGAGACGCAAACGCGGAGGAGUGUGGCGGCGGCGGCGGCGUCGAGCACCCCGGGUCUCCCCCGCCGAACGGGCCGAGCUCGGCGCGGUCCGGCGACGCCAGCGACCAGGGCGGUGUGAAAGUUCGAACAGAGGCGGCGACGGCCGACGAGCCGCUCGCCGAGGGGACGCUGGCGGCGUCGGCGGCGGGCGCAACAGACGAGCGAGCGUCUCCGGACCCUCGCAGGGGUCCGGAGACAAACACCGACGGAGAGGACGUCGACAUGGACUAA